Messenger RNA from Zonotrichia leucophrys gambelii, 6341 nucleotides. RefSeq names its product RAB11 family interacting protein 1 (gene RAB11FIP1). NCBI's taxonomy places the organism in Eukaryota, Metazoa, Chordata, Aves, Passeriformes, Passerellidae. The record is from RefSeq and is a predicted model, not a curated record. Gene Ontology annotation, molecular function: small GTPase binding. Gene Ontology annotation, cellular component: intracellular membrane-bounded organelle. Bases 77 to 4141 code for a protein of 1354 amino acids. Gene Ontology annotation, biological process: regulated exocytosis. The transcript is spliced from 6 exons.
CGUCCCGUCCCGUCCCAUCCCGCCGCAUUCUCGGCCCGUCCCCAUCCCCGGUGCCGCCGCUCGCUCUCCCGCAGCCAUGGCGGCCCCGGGCUGGGCGCCCACCCACGUGCGGGUGACGGUGCUGCGGGCGCGGGGGCUGCGCGCCAAGGCGGCGGCGGGCGGCAGCGACGCGUACGCGGUGAUGGCGCUGGGCCGCGACAAGUUCCGCACGUCGGUGGCCGAGCGCUGCCGGGGCGAGCCGCUGUGGCGGGAGGAGGCCACGUUCGAGCUGCCCGCCAAGGCCGCCGCGCUGCGCCUCACCGUGCUGCACCGCGCCCUCACCGGCGCCGACAAGUUCCUGGGCCGCGCCGAGGUGGAGCUGGGCCCGCUGAAGGAGGACGGCGGCCGGCGGCACACCAGGUGGUACAAGCUUCGCUCCAAACCUGGGAAGAAGGAAAAGGAGAGAGGGGAGAUUGAGGUGGACAUCCAGUUCAUGAGGAGCAACAUGACAGCCAGCAUGUUUGAUCUGUCCAUGAAGGACAAGCCCCGCUCUCCCUUUGGGAAGCUCAAAGACAAACUCAAGGGCAAGAGGAGCAGUGGCCUCUCAGACACAGCGUCAGCCAUCGUCCCCAGCACCUCCCACUCCCCUGCUGACAGCGAGGAUGAGGCAGUGGAGAAGGAGAAGAAGAAAUCCAAGUUCAAAGCGCUGUUCUCCAAGCCUGGCCUGCAGAAGACAUCGCUGUCCCAGUCCAUGUCGGUGCUGCCCACCCAGCAGCCCCUCACCCCGAGGGUUCGGCUGCGGCCCAGCGACUUCCAGGCGCAGUGGGAUGAGGAGGAGGAGUCCCAGACCUCUCCUGCCUCAGAACGAUCCUUUGAAAGUGUGCCAGAACAGAAGCCAGCUCCUUCUCCUCUGUUCAAAUCUCGUAAACCAGCCUUUUUGGACAGUAGGCAGCUAACCCAGGGAACCACUAACCACACCAAAAAGGAUGGGCUCUCGUUGUUCAGUGGCCUUAAAUCCAAAAACGAUCCCGUGUCCAAGUCCAGUCUGUGUAUCAAUGGCAGUCACGUUUAUAUGGAAGAGACCACGACAAAGGACAAGACUCCAACCUCCUCCCCCUCUCCUCACAACCUCAGGAGGAAGCAGCUCUUUGCUUCAGAGGAGAACCUGUCCUCCAGGUCCACUAAGCCACCUGAAGAGACGGGGAGAACCUCUCCUGGGCAGGCAUUCUCUGGCUCCACAUCCUUGGAGACUUUCAAAUCCAUGACUUUGCCAUCGUACAAACUGCUCAGCAGUGAGGAGCACCUGGACACCAGCGUUCCACCAAGCACUGAGCCUGUCAGAGAGACCAAAAAACCAGACCACAAAAAGUCUGCCUUGCUCUCCUUGGUCACUGGGAAGAAGGAAAUGGUGAAGCCCAGCGAGGCUGAGAUUAUUCCUGACAGGACCCUGCAGAGUGAGGAAAAUACAAUUCCAGAAGAGAAGAGUGAAGAGGAGGCCAAAUGCCCUGAAGCCCCAGCAGAUGUGGGCAGAGGGAGCCCCUCAGGAGAUGCUCACCAUGCAGGGGAGGCCAUCACAACCAAGCAGCAGCCCAGCCCUUGUGAGGAGGAACAGAAACCUGAGAAAGCUGCACCAGCCAAGACCAAAGCUGUGAAACCCAGACUGGGCCUGUCUCCAGAGGAGGAACCCAAAGCCACGCUUCCUACUCUUGCACCUGCCCCCCUCCCUGCUUUCCUGUCUGUGCACCCUAUCAGCAGUGCCAAUAAUCCUUUUAUUUCUGAAGUGGGGCAGACAGUCCAAGUGCCAGACUCUGAAAACAUCACUCCUGCCUCUCUCACUUCUCCUGCUUUUGCUGCAGAGCUCUGGAAUGACAAGAACCCUUUUAGUGCUGAGUGGGACAGGGCAUCCAGAGCCCUGGAUCCCAACAGCAUCACCCAUUUCCCUUCAUCCCAUCAUCCUGCAGCCUCUGUUCCCACAGUGCCUCUUCCUGGGCAGGGCUCUGCCCGGGGCAAUAAUCCUUUUGCUGCUGGCUGGGGGCAGGGUCCUGAGGGCUCUGAGGCUUCCCAGGGUCUCUCUGACCCACACACACCUUCUGUCCCCUCUGUCUGUCCUUUCAAUGACAACAAUCCCUUCGUGUCCAGGCGUGGGGCACAGGCAGUGCCAGCUGCCCAGGCUGGUUCUUCCCCUUCCUGCCUUCCUGCUGGGGAGGAUUGUUCCUCUGCAGGACCCCCUGCUCGUGGUGCUUCAGGGGGCUCUGCACGUGUGGCUUUAAGCAGUGAUGCCACAGCUGUGCCACACCCUCUGGGCACCUUGGCUGGCCCCCCUGGGCUGGCUCCAGAGCCACGCUGGGAUUCUGCCCAGCUUCAGCCUGGGGGUUCUUUGGAAAGCAGCAAGCCAGGCCCUGGGAAAUGUGUGUCCUUUGUCCUUGGGGGAUGGCAGGGUGUUCCAGCAGGUGAUGCAGGUGGAGAGCAGCCCCUGGAUCCCAGUGGGAGGUUACAGAUGAGCUCAGGAGCAGCAGGAGAGCCAGCAGGGUUUGGGGGUGACCCAUCGACAGAGCUGUCUGGGGACAGCACACAUCCCACCUGGAGCAGUGAUGGAGCAGCUGUGGAGGCCACUGGUGUGAGCACUGCUUUUGUGUCCCUCUCCAAGUGCAGUGACAGCCUCGUGGCAGAGGCUGAGCAGGCACAACCCCCCAGGAGUGAGCUCAGGGAGGGGCAGGAGCCCUGUGGAAAGCAGUGUGCAGAACGUGUGCCCAUGUCAGAGCCCCAGGCACCUCCAGCUGCUGGAAAUCAGCCCCUUCCUCCAGUCCAGCCCACACCCAGAGCCUGCAGGGUGUGCCCUGGGGAAGGGGGUGCAGGGAGGGCUGGCAGGGAGCUCCUUGUGCCCCCAAAGCCAGCCCCACGAGUGGCUGUGCUGCUGAGGAAACCCCCAGGGACCCCCCAGGCUGAUGCUCCUGCUCCAGGGGAUGCUGCAAAUUCCACCCCAGGGCUCCCAUUCCCUGCUCAGGGGGGCUCCUUGGGGACUGUCACCCCUGCAGUGGCACCCAGGGGUGUCAGUCCCCAAAGAGGACAGAGCAGGCCUGUAGAAAAGGAGGGUGGUGAUGGUUUGUCUGUCUGUCUGACAAAUGUCAGGUCUGCCCUUCCUGUUCCUGGGGACCGUGGCUCGGUGCUGCCCGUGAUCCCUGAGGGAGGCUCUGAUGAGGAGCUGCUGGGGGACUGCCAGGACAGCUGUGAGGCCCCUGCAGGUGACAGAGGUGUUCUGGGGAAUGGAGAGCAGCCCAGAGGUGUGACAGCUUUGCAUGGAGAGCGGAGAGAGCUCUCUGAUAGCUCUGCUGCUGCUCCAGGAGGAGGAGGAGGAGGAGGAGCCAUUCCUGGUGCUUGUGAGCCAGGGAGCUUGGCUGAGCUGCCAGGGAGUUUGGCUGAGCUGCCAGGGAGUUUGGCUGAGCUGCCUGCUGCACUGGGGGCUCCCAGGGUCUCUGUCCAAGGAGCUGACUCAGGUUUAGCUGUGACAUCUCAUUCCAAGGAGUGUGACACUCCUUCUGAGAAACAACAGCUGGAAAGGAGUGCAGGUGCUGAGGAGCGUGCAGAGUGUGACUUCUCUGAGCCUUCUGCUUUCUCUUCCUCCCUGUCAAGUCCUUGCCAGCCCCACUCUUCCUCUCACUCCCUCCUCUCUGACACCCCGAGUUGUAGAGCAGAGUCUCCGAAAAAGCCGAGAGCCGAGGGCUUCGCAGAUAAAGCGGGAAAUUCGGGCAAGAAGAAACUUCUCCAGGCACGGGUCUCACCCUCUGAAACGUCCCCUAACCACCCCCCAUGGGGUGAAACCGUGUCUCCCCAGCACAGACUCCAUCCUGUGAAGCCAAUGAAUGCCAUGGCAAACAAACCUCAGAGCAAGAACCUGAAUGUCAUCAGCACCAUGAAUGAAAAGCUGCUGGAAAUGAGUGUGAAGAAAUACGAUCCCUCAGACCCUGCCUAUGCCUAUGCUCAGCUGACACACGAUGAGCUGAUCCAGCUGGUGCUCAAACAGAAGGAUACCAUUACCAGGAAGGACCUGCAGGUGAGGGAGCUCGAGGAUUACAUCGACAACCUGCUGGUCAGAGUCAUGGAGGAAACCCCAAACAUCCUCAGAAUCUCCAUGUCUGGCAACAAAAAAGCUGGGAAGAUGUGAAAGGUCUGGUGGGCAAGGACUGAUCCCCCUCAGGGGAGGGUGAGGAGCUGCUGGUGCUGCUUGUGCUGCUCCCAGAAAAUGAGUUUUUCCUGUUCCUGCCUUGAGCAACCCUCAGAUUGAUUAAUAGUCCCAUCAGGUCACCUUACUGUAUUUAUUUUCUUGGUUUCUUCCCAUUGUUUGGGAAGGUCAGGCUGUGAUGGGAAGGAGGAGGGUUUUUGAUGUGUUUUGCUUCCCAGCAAGGCACUGAUGAUCCUUUAGGAAGAUUUUUUUUAAAAAUGGUUUUGUUUUGUAGCAGCUUUUAGAGAUCAGUUACUUUUCUUUCCACAUCUGAAGUUGUAGUGCAAUAUAAAUCCUUGGACAGUAGAGCUUGAGGAUUUGAUUGUUUUUAAAAUAAUAAUAAUAAUUAACUACACUGGAGAAAUCCAAAGAUGGGCUGUAAUUUAAAAGGAAUCAAUGCCCUGAAAGUUGAGUGUAAGCUGACCAAAUCUCAGUUCAUCUCAUCAAGUGGACAUUCCCAAGAAUCCUUCAAGGGAAAGUUUUCAGGUUUUUUGGAGUAGGAGAUGUUGAGGUUCAUGGUACGUUUCUACCAUAGGAAUGGCAUCAGUGAAUUUAGCCCAAAGGUACAUUUUAAACCAGAAAUUGUUCUUUUAGUGUCUUAAAUUUCUGUUUUGAAGGUUAUUCAAAGCAGGCAGAAGCUGCUCUGGCUCUGCCCCUUGUGCCCUGUGGGAGCUCUGUGACUUUUCCUUUUUGAGAAAGAAAUCUUUUGGGGUUUGGAGCUGGGGCUCACCUUAAAGCCCCUUCCAAAGGUACAUUUUAAACCAGAAAUUUUUCUCUCAUGUCUUAAAUUUCUGCUCUGGAGCUUGUUCAGAGCAGGCAGAGGCUGCCCUGGCUCUGCCCCUUGUGCCCAGUGGGAGCUCUGUGACUUUUUCCUUCUGAGGGACACAGAAAUCUUUUGGGGUUUGGAGCUGGGCUCACCUUGAAGCCCUUCCAAAGGAUGGUUUACCAGGGUAGGGAGAGUCCAUGGAAGGCUCAGAGAGAAGCUGGAAAACCAACAGAGCCCUGCAAAGGACCAAAGCUUCAUGAGGACCAAAGCUUUAAAGCUUUCCAGCCUUAAUUCUGUAGAAAUGAACACUCCUACCUUUGGAAAUGGUUGGGUUAUGGGGUCACUCCUGGCCCAGGGGUGAGUUUCUAAUUCCAUUUUUCUACAGGAAAGCACUUUACUGGGGGACUGGAGCAGCUCUCACCCUGUGAGCAGGCUGCUUGCAAUGUCACAAACCACUGGAGAUCCCAAAUGCUGGAUUUUGUAGCAAGGAGCAGUUUGAUAGAUUUGCACAGAGAUGUAAACAUUUAUUAGAAAAAUCAAAGAAAUGCUCUAAAUGACAUUUUUAUUCUUGUUACCAAAAUCUGGAGCUUUACUGAGCUCUGACCUCAAACAAGCCUUAAGAGCUGAAAGUCUGGAAAGACUUCAGAUCCUUUAAUCUCAUUUUAGUGUUAUUUGAGCAGUGAGGGUGUUCUGUCCUUCCUGCUGCCCCCUCUGCUCUGAGUGAGGCAGCUUUGGUGGUGGUUUCAUUCUGAGUGCUGCUGCUGCUCCCUCCUGUGCCUUCUCGAGUGAGGAAGAUGAAGGAUUGAUUUGUUUCCUCCUCUCUGCACACAGGAUCCUGUACCUCACUGAUCAAUUUGUAUUUUAGACUUUUUCUCUGCUGGGAAGAGUGACCUGCACAGAACCAAAGCAAUAAAUAAUUUUAUUUUUGAGAAAAUAAUAUUAUUAUUGAGAAAAUAAUAUUAUUGUUCAGAAAAUAAUAUUAUUAUGCAGAAAAUAAAUAAUAUUCUGCUGUUAGCAGAGAUGAAGCCUUAACACUUGGGCAGCCUUUCUGUGCCAGUUCAGCCCUGGGUGUUGGGUGAAACCCAAGCUCAGCCCAGCUCUGCUGUCCUUGGGGGCACAGGGGGGUCCCAAUCUUGGACCCCCUCAGCCCUCACACCUCAUUUUUAUUGACAACACUCAUUAAAUCCUUCCUUUCAUGUGGGGGGACUGGCAUUUUAUAUCCUCAAGGGCCUUAAGAAUCAAAUUUCUUGUUUGUUAUUGAAGGAUUUCAUGCAUGUUCCCUGUUUGUACUCUCUGCUUUUAGCCCAGGUACUGUUUGUUUGGUUUUAAACACUUUUUGGUUUUAUGGAACACUAAAAUAAAGACAAUUUAAACCCA